AUGUCAUCAAAGGUGAGAAAAGAACAUUUUGAUUCAUUAUUUACUGCUUUUUCGGAAUACCAAAGUAUUAUGGAUAGAAAUAGUACGGAGAUAAGGUACGAAAAUUGGAAUAACACUUGUCUGAAUUUUGAUAAAGCAUUCUAUACUGUUAAUAUAAUAAAAGAUAAAGACAAAUUAUGCCCUCAAGCGAUGAAAUAUUUAUAUAAUAUAUGCAGUAAUAUGGGAAAUCUUGCAAAUGAAAACCAUUUUAAAUACUUAUAUUAUUGGAUAUAUAAGCAUCACCUAAAAGCUGGAAUAGAUAGAAACUACAUCAAAGAAUUCUAUAAGGAAAUAAUUAGGGUAUACAAAUUAUUUGGUUUGUUUGAUUCUUGUGCUGAUCCUUUUAGAGAAAGCAUAUUUGAUAAUGAAUUGAAACUAAUCACUGAUAUAUGUGAUAUCAGCAAGAAACUUAAUGAUAUAAAAUACUCUACUUUUACAUCUUGUAAUAUUAAAAGAAAGUGCGAUUGUGCAGACGAAUGUGCUGAUAUAUACAUGCGCGGACAUAAGGUAUGUGAGAAUAAUUGGGAUGAACAUUUUUGUAAAAUAUUAAAAAGUUAUAAAAAUAAAUACAAUGCAUUAAAUUUAUCAAAUGAUUGUGAUAAUCUAAAAUUCAAAACAUGGCCUUCUGAAAAAUUUGAGAAUAUAAUGUCACCUUCUGCCCAUAUCAAUAAAUCGAAAACUGCUAUAAUAUCAUCUUUUCUAAUAUUAAUAAUACCUGCUUUUUUAUUUAUAAUUUAUAUGUUCUUGCCAUAUAAUUCAUUAUUACAUCGUGAAAUUAAAAAGAUAAUAAAUAUGUGUCGUGUUCUCAAGAAAAAAUGGUGGAAAUUGGAAAACUCAGAAAUUUAUAACAAUAUAUAUUGCAAUAAUAAUUAUAAUGUCUUAUAUAGUUCCCAUUAUCUUGACGAUUAA
Plasmodium gonderi is the source of this 948-nucleotide messenger RNA. RefSeq names its product variable surface protein. The coding region runs from base 1 to 948 and encodes 315 amino acids. The transcript has 3 exons. The record is from RefSeq and is a predicted model, not a curated record. NCBI's taxonomy places the organism in Eukaryota, Apicomplexa, Aconoidasida, Haemosporida, Plasmodiidae.